ACUUCCUUGCAAGCAAAUGCACCGAUCGCUUUCGUGCAGCUCGAGUCUUUUUCUAGAGAGAGGGGGGAUUUGUUGCGGAGGAUCCUUCCUUUGCCUCUUCAAUCUUUCGUUUGCUUCUAUCCCCUCUGUUUGUGUCGAUACGCCCGGCUUUUCGAUUCAGCGAAUUAAAUAACUCCCUCAAUUGCUUUCUAUUUCUCGAGCUUAAUUAUCUGUAUCUACUGAUUUCAAACAGUAAGUCGGUAAUUGCGAUGGCUACCGCUGGAAACAAGAACAUCAAUGCCAAAUUGGUGCUGCUUGGGGAUGUUGGAGCUGGAAAGUCCAGUCUUGUAUUACGUUUCGUGAAAGGGCAGUUUGUUGAAUUUCAGGAAUCAACCAUUGGUGCUGCCUUUUUCUCACAAACAUUGGCUGCUAAUGAUGCGACUGUAAAAUUUGAGAUUUGGGAUACAGCGGGACAGGAGAGAUACCACAGUCUGGCUCCAAUGUACUACAGAGGGGCUGCUGCUGCAAUCAUCGUAUAUGACAUAACUAAUCAAGCCUCAUUUGAGCGGGCAAAAAAGUGGGUCCAGGAACUUCAGUCACAAGGUAACCCCAAUAUGGUUAUGGCACUUGCUGGUAAUAAAUCUGAUCUAUUGGAUGCGAAGAAGGUUGCAGCAGAGGAAGCACAAGUAUAUGCCCAGGAGAAUGGUCUCUUCUUUAUGGAAACCUCGGCAAAAACAGCAACCAAUGUCAAUGAAAUUUUCCAUGAAAUAGCAAAAAGACUACCUCGUGUGCAGCCAGCACAGAACCCAUCUGGAAUGGUGCUUAUGGAUAGACCCUUGGAAAGGACAGCAAACACAUCUUGUUGCUCCUAAGCGCUUCUACAUCAUCACCACCACCACUGCUUGUCUGUAACUUCUUAUGCUUGUAACGCCUACUCUCCUGAAAUCGAAGUUUUACAGUUUCCUGGUUUCCCCUUGUUUGUGUAAUUACUCAUUCAGAAUUGUACAAUGCUUGAUUGUUGAUUCCUCACCAGUCAGUGAACAGAGUUUGAGAUUGGCUUCCCUUGUAGGCUUGUACUGAUAUAUGCGGUUUCUUAUCUGAGUUUCUAGUUUCUACG
Tripterygium wilfordii is the source of this 1096-nucleotide messenger RNA. RefSeq names its product ras-related protein RABF2b. NCBI's taxonomy places the organism in Eukaryota, Viridiplantae, Streptophyta, Magnoliopsida, Celastrales, Celastraceae. The transcript is spliced from 7 exons. The record is from RefSeq and is a predicted model, not a curated record. The coding region runs from base 249 to 851 and encodes 200 amino acids. Gene Ontology annotation, molecular function: GTP binding; GTPase activity.